Messenger RNA from Coccinella septempunctata (seven-spotted ladybird), 1724 nucleotides. It is a transcript of the gene Rnf11, whose product is annotated as RING finger protein 11. The transcript has 4 exons. The coding region runs from base 272 to 721 and encodes 149 amino acids. The record is from RefSeq and is a predicted model, not a curated record. NCBI's taxonomy places the organism in Eukaryota, Metazoa, Arthropoda, Insecta, Coleoptera, Coccinellidae.
AUGGCAGCAGUGCAUAAAAAGUCAUUAUGUUUUCUGUGAUACCGUUUUAGAACAGCGCUGAAACUGUUUUAUAUAAGUGUUGAAUUAUUUUGGUUAACGUUGAUUCAAAAUUAGUAUCUAUCAUCACAUGAAUGUUGUGCAAUAGUAUCGUAUCUCCAAUUGUUUAUUAUCGUGGACUUCUAAAAAUUAAUGUUUGAAAUAAAAUAUUUCUAUUGUUAUGAGAGGUAUAUCCGAAAAAGUUGCUGCUGUGAUUUGAUUGAAAAGGGUAAAUAUGGGAAAUUGUUUGAAGAGAUCCACCACUGAUGAUAUUUCUCUAUUGAGGGGUAACGACAGUGUUAGAGAAUCAUCGUCGGACCAACUUACUCCACCGAAUUACCAAGAAGUUUUAUCGUCUCAGCCAGCAAUUCUUCCAGUUUAUCAUCCAUCUCCUAGCGUCACAAGGUCGGUAGCUCAACUGACCGAAGAGGAACAAAUUAAGAUAGCUAAACGCAUUGGAUUGAUUCAACAUCUUCCCACUGGUACAUACGAUGGCUGCAAGAAGACCAGAGAAUGUGUUAUUUGUAUGGGGGAGUUCAUGGUAGGUGACGCUUUGCGUUACCUACCAUGCAUGCAUACAUACCACAUGAGAUGUAUCGAUGACUGGCUCAUGAGGAGUCUCACUUGUCCCAGCUGCAUGGAACCUGUAGAUGCUGCUUUACUUACUAGCUACGAGACUAACUAAUAGCCAGUGCCUUGCAAUCGAUUGUGAAUUACUGUGAUCUGAACUCUUUUUAUUGGGCGUGAAUGAGGGGUGGCUGUGAUUCCAUAUUAAUGUAUAAAUAUAUCUCAUUUAGGGAAGAAUAUGGAUUGUGUAUCAUUUUUCAUAAUUUCUUAUUGAUUUGCUUCAGUUACACAAAUUUACUAGUGGGGCAGAUGUUGGUGAUGAUGAUUUUUUAUUAGUUCAACCUGCUAUAGAAUUAUAAUAUUGAAAUCGACAAUGGUAGCAUUCUCCACAUAUGUUCACCAUUCGGUUUUAUCUUGCAAAUUGUUUGGAAAUUUUAUUCAAAGCCAAUUAUGUAUGCUCUAAAACCUCCACCUGGUUGACUGUUUUCUAAUGUUAUUCCCCAUGAGAAUUUGAAAAUUUUUGACUGAGCCCUUGAUUUGAAUGAAAUUUUAUGAAUAUUUAGAUGCUACAUGGCAAUGAAAAAUCCAUAUUCUUUGAUAAACAAUUUGAUGUUAAUAAUACACUAUACAAUGAGUUGAAUAUAAUAAUCAAUUGUUAUAUGAAAGCUUGAGACAGUAGCUAUUUUUUUUGGAAGAUAAUUCUCUUUUUUUCUCAGCUGAAGACUGAAAGUUUUUGUGCUUGUUUUCUGUAUAUCUUGCUGUAUCACUUAUUGACGUCUGUUUUUUGUAAUAUUGUGAAAAACAUAAAGUUCUUUGUGGUUUUAACAACCUCUAUAUCGGUUCAAUUAAGGAAUUGGCCCACUCUGUUACUUGUGAAUCUUCUUCAUGGUUAUUGUGAUUUUGAUAACAAUAUAUAUAUAUAUAUAUAUAUAGGUAUACGAAUAUCGUAACUGGAUAUAUAUAUAUAUAUUUUUUUUUUCUUAAAUUAAUGCGUAGGUACGUGACAGUUCAAUACCAAUUUGAGAUGAGUUACAUCGAAUUGCUGGUCGAAAAUAUUUAUCGCUAUAUUAUUGUAACCUCUAUUAUAUCGUUUCAAAUCAGAAAUAUAUUUUUUCGAUGUA